AUGGCCGGCUUGACUACUCCUGUCAUCGUAGCUUACAUGGCUACAACUGUCUACGCCGACCAACAAGCUGCUUCAGGCGGUGGAGGUGGACAACCUGCUCAACCGACAAAGGCUCAAGAGUUGGAUGAACUGCAAUCCGAAUAUACGCAUUUCAUGCUGAUUGCAAUGGCUGCAACUUGCGCUCUCUACUUCGCUUGGAAAUCAUUUCUCAGACUGACUUCGCACAUCCGACGUUUACAUGGAAUGACCAACGAUAGUCAACGAUAUUUCACUCGCGACGACCACCGAAUGGCCUGGUUCAAGAGAAACAUUGUGGAUGCUCCAUUGUUUCGUGUUCGACACAAUCGUGAGUUCCAGUUGUCUCGUGCUAUAAAUAUGGGCACUCUUCCCAGUCGAUUCCAGGCCCUCUGUUUAGUAGGAUUGAUUACUAUGAAUGUUGUUCUAUGUGUGCUACACAUUCCGUUCAGCAACGAUAUCAAAACCUACGGAGACACCUUGAGGAAUCGCACAGGGACCCUCGCUACUGCUAAUCUGAUCCCUUUGGUCAUCCUUGUCGGACGCAACAACCCUCUUAUCUCUCUACUUGGUCUUUCUUUCGAUUCCUGGAACUUCUUCCAUCGGUGGCUUGCCCGCAUCGUAGCCGCCGAAAGUCUUGCCCACUUUCUGAGCUGGCUGUUCACCAGUGCUGAGGAACGUGGGUGGGCCACUAUUGUUGCAGGCUUUCAUACAUCGCGGUUGCUCAUAACUGGCUUGGUGGCUACUGUCGGUUUCGUCGCACUUGUGCUUUUCGCUUCCUCCCCUCUACGGCAUGCUUUCUAUGAGACGUUCCUUCAUUUCCACAUCUUGUUGGCCUUGAUGGCGUUCAUCGGCCUGUGGUAUCAUUUGGACGGUCUGCCUCAGAAGAGUUAUCUUGCAGCUGCCUUGGUUGCGUGGGGUAUCGAGCGGUUUAUUCGCUUGGCUAUCAAUAUUUACCGUAACCUUGUUGGUGGCAGGACUACAGCCAAGGCCGAAGCUCUCACGGGUGAUGCUACGAGAAUCACGCUGAAGCUGGCUCGUCCUUGGACGUUCCGGCCCGGUCAACACGUAUAUAUAUGCAUUCCUUCUGUUGGGCUAUGGACAUACCAUCCGUUCAGCGUCGCAUGGAGCGAGAAAGAACACCUCCCAACAGACGAAAAAGGCCUGGUCAUGACACAGCAAGAUGUGUUGUCGGUGGAAAAUGAGACCAUAUCACUCCUCGUCCGUCGUCGAACUGGGUUUACUGACACACUAUACAAGCGUGCUGCAAAGGGUGUGGACGGCCGUGUAUAUCUCUCUGCGUUCGUCGAAGGACCGUAUGGAGCUAUCCAUGACCUGGAUUCCUACGGGACAGUGUUAUUGUUUGCCGGUGGCAUCGGUAUCACCCAUCAUGUACCAUUUGUUCGUCAUUUAGUUCAAGGAUAUGCAGACGGCACCGUUGCCGCUCGUCGGGUCACACUGGUCUGGACAAUUCAAUCGCCCGAACACCUCGAAUGGGUGCGCCCGUGGAUGACCAGCAUUUUACAAAUGGAUCGUCGCCGCGAUGUUCUGCGUAUCAUGCUGUUCAUCACUCGGCCUCGCAGUACCAAGGAAAUUCGCAGUCCGAGCGCAACGGUGGAAAUGUUCCCUGGCCGACCAAACAUCCAGACUGUCGUGGACAAGGAAAUUGAGCAGCAGGUUGGAGCGAUGGGUGUUUUAGUCUGUGGUAGUGGUCCUUUGGGCGACGAUGUACGACGAGCAUGUCGUCAGAGACAAAUGAUCAGCAACAUCGACUUUAUUGAAGAAAGCUUUACUUGGUAAGCAGCGACACCCGCGGCGUUGCUAUAUAAAGACAAAGAGCUGGACAUUACGUUUCGA
Messenger RNA from Talaromyces stipitatus ATCC 10500, 1872 nucleotides. RefSeq names its product ferric-chelate reductase, putative. Gene Ontology annotation, cellular component: plasma membrane. The record is from RefSeq and is a predicted model, not a curated record. Gene Ontology annotation, biological process: iron ion transport; copper ion import; intracellular iron ion homeostasis. Gene Ontology annotation, molecular function: ferric-chelate reductase activity. Bases 1 to 1815 code for a protein of 604 amino acids. The transcript is spliced from 3 exons. NCBI's taxonomy places the organism in Eukaryota, Fungi, Ascomycota, Eurotiomycetes, Eurotiales, Trichocomaceae.